GGGAUCUCCUUAAAUGCCUCCUGAUCAGCUUUUGGUUCAGUAGUGACAGCCUUAGAAUAAGUCUUGGGUUAGUGACCAUAGUUGACAGGGUCUUACCCUGUGGUCCUUAGGAAGUCGGUCAGUAGGUUUGUGUCCGGGUAGGCCCAAGUGCUGAGAAGUGGGACCUUUGUCGUGCACCUGACACCACCAUGGUAGACACCCGGCGCGGCACCUCCACUAUGUCGUACACAAAGGAGGAGGAGGCAAAGAUGGCCGCCAUCCUGCAAGAGAGAAAGGAGAAGAAGGAGGCCAAGAAGAAGGCCUUGAAGGAGGAGCAGGCGGCCAAAUUGAAGAAGAUGGAAGAAGAGAUGGCCAGRGAGAAAGAGAGGUUAAAGAAGGAAGAAGAAGAGAAACUGAAGGCGGUGGAUGAAGAAGAGGACGGUCCGCCACUGCAAAGGAGUAGUGGGCAGCCCAGUAGUAGUACCGGUGGAGACCUGGAGAAGAGGAUAUCUGAAUGGGUUGCCAACCUGACUGUGGGAGAAGAGGAAGAGGUUAGUAUGUAUAUCCCGCAGGAUCAGCAAGAAGCUGCCAUGAAGGCUUGGGAUGCAGAGAAAGACCCUCUUAAACGUCAAACGUUGGAAGACGAGAAGAGGAUGGAAUGGAAAUUAGCGGUGAUGAGGGAGAAGAAGAGGAGAAUUGACAAGGCAGCGGAGGCGGCAGAGGACUUAGAGGAAGUGAAGAACAUAGAGGAGCAAUUAGCCGCCCAGUCCGAUCUCCCGAAUCAGAUGCGAGUCAUAGCUCGGAGCGUUGCAUGCCUGGCACGGGUUCAGGCAGACCAAUAUGACUUUAGCAGAAGCCAGGACAUAGCGGUGCGCUCGAUACGGUUGGGCUUUUGAGAUUUUGCUCGUGAGCUGGUAGGCGUCGUUGGAGCCGAGGUGGGUCACCGCCUCGACAAG
Chara braunii is the source of this 935-nucleotide messenger RNA. NCBI's taxonomy places the organism in Eukaryota, Viridiplantae, Streptophyta, Charophyceae, Charales, Characeae. The record is from the annotation of a GenBank genome assembly.